Messenger RNA from Kogia breviceps (pygmy sperm whale), 1386 nucleotides. The record is from RefSeq and is a predicted model, not a curated record. NCBI's taxonomy places the organism in Eukaryota, Metazoa, Chordata, Mammalia, Artiodactyla, Physeteridae.
CUCAGGAAGGCGAGGGGCGGACGGCCAGUGGGGGUCAGGCCCCGGGGGUCGGUCCGCGUGCUGGGCCGCGGACCUGUGGCUCCAGGGCCCGGGGGCUGGGGCUUCUCAAUUCCUGAUAGGGAAACUGAGGCCCCGAGAGGGGCGGCAGGGCUAGGUAGACCGGAAGCUAGUCCAUCACACGCAGACAUUUAAAAAACGUAGUAUUAGGAUAAAAAAUACUUUAAAUCAUAAUAUUAGUUGAAAUAGCAAAAUACAAAAUUCUGUCUAAACUGAAUACGUAAAAUAGGGCCUUCACUGACCAUCCUCUUAGUCUCGCCGGCCUCUGUGCUUCCCCUCCAUUUUGGGUACAGAACUUCUUUGUACAAGUCCACAGCCCCUGAUUUUAAAGCCCUGAGGCUGGAUGUGUUCAGAAUCCCGAAUUUCUCGGAUUUUCGAGAGUUCCUCCAUCCAUGCAGGGCAGCACGAGGAGAGUGGGCGUCAUGACUGAUGUCCACCGGCGAUUCCUCCAGCUGCUGAUGACUCACGGCGUGCUGGAGGAGUGGGACGUCCAGCGCUUGCAGAAGCACUGCUAUAAGGUCCAUGACCGCAAUGCUACCGUAGAGAAGUUGGAGGACUUCAUCAACAACAUUAACAGUGUCUUGGAGUCUUUGUACAUCGAGAUAAAGAAAGGCGUCACGGAAGAUGACGGGAGACCCAUUUACGCGCUGGUGAAUCUUGCAACAACUUCAAUUUCUAAAAUGGCCUCAGAUUUUGCAGAGAAUGAGCUGGAUCUGUUUAGAAAGGCUUUGGAGCUGAUUAUUGACUCAGAAACUGGCUUUGCAUCUUCCACAAAUAUUUUGAACCUGGUCGAUCAGCUUAAAGGCAAGAAGAUGAGGAAGAAGGAGGCCGAGCACGUGCUGCAGAAGUUCGUACAAAACAAAUGGCUGAUUGAGAAGGAAGGGGAGUUCACCCUGCAUGGCCGGGCCAUCCUGGAGAUGGAGCAGUACAUCCGGGAGACGUACCCCGACGCCGUGAAGGUCUGCACCAUCUGCCACAGCCUCCUCAUCCAGGGUCAAAGCUGCGAGACCUGUGGAAUCAAGAUGCACUUGCCUUGUGUGGCCAAGUACUUCCAGUCCAAUUCGGAGCCACACUGCCCCCAUUGUAACGACUACUGGCCCCACGAGAUACCAGAAGUCUUUGACCCCAAGAAGGAGAGGGAGGCCGGCAUCUCCAAAUCGAACAAAAGGUCCUUGCGAUCCAGGCAGCACUAGCCGGCCACCGCCUUCAGGGGAGUGACCGGCACACCCCGUUUGGAAGAGAGGCAUCAGUUUCGUGUUUCACCUGAAUCACCUCCUUUAUCUUUUACGUUCACUAGUUAACAAGUUUGGAAUAAACUUACUAAGCAGC